ACAUAAGUUUGUGUAUGUCAAAAUAGCAUAGACUAACCUCAGCUCAGUUUCCAUCAAUGUCAAAGUAACGCUAAUACUGCUACAACUCACCUUCGCCAAAUUCAAAAUUUGUCAAUCCAUAAAUCGCCCGCCCAAACGCACGCCACACCAUCUCAUCUCCUAAUUUUGAAAUACUAUUUCUUUUUUCAUCUGUCUCUGGUUUCAACCUCUUUCAGCAAUACCCAUACCCUAACUAGGGAUUCUAAAUCAUCAAUUUCCCAUUUUUUGGGAUUUAUUUUCAAUUCCCCAUUUCUUGAUGGCAAACUCCGAUCCUCCUCCUCCUCCUCCUGCUGCCCCUCUCUCUGCAAGAAAAGAGAAUGUGACACCGGCUAGCUCUAAAAUCGCGGAAUUGACAGAAUCAAGGCAAGAGCUGCUCACUAGGAUUCAGAGCUUGAAAACGGAUCUUCAAAGCUGGAGAUCAAAGUUGGACGGCCAAGUAAAGGUCUAUCGUGAUGAAUUGUCGGAGCUCAAGAAAUCGCUGAAUGUUGAAGUGGACCAACUGAGAUCCGAAUUUCAAGAGUUAAAAACAACUCUUCAACAACAGCAGGAAGAUGUCACUGCCAGCUUAAGAAACUUAGGGCUUCAGGAUGUCUCAGAAGAAACAAAAGAGGCAGAAGAUGCCAAGCCUAAUAACGAUGAAGAGAAGAGUCAGGAGGAAUUGCCAAAGGACAGUGGUAAAGAUACUGAGCAGUAGACUGAAUUAUGCACAUCCUUUCCCUAAACUCAUCUUCUCCGAUGAGAUAUGCUGGGCUUGUGUGUUAGGUUAAGAAGUGUUCUAUUUUCAUCUAUAUGAGAUCAAAUCUUUCAUUGAAGUAGGUUUGAUUGAUGACUUCUCUUUUUUCUAGCUGUUAAUUCAAGCAGUUUACUUUUACUGCUAUUGACUUGCAUAGUUUAUGAUGAGGGGUCACAUGCCCUGCCAGUGGCUAGCUAUGUUACUUUUCUCUUA
Molecule: messenger RNA, 985 nt
Organism: Nicotiana tabacum (common tobacco)
Lineage: Eukaryota; Viridiplantae; Streptophyta; Magnoliopsida; Solanales; Solanaceae
Source: RefSeq, a predicted model, not a curated record